AAAAGCGCCUUUUCCUUGGAACCCUAGCAGCACUCCUUACCAGUUUUUUUUUUGUUCUGCGUGUAUCUAACGUUUGUAUCGUCACCGCCCCAUCUCUCUCUCUCUCUCUCUCAUCCGCAGUUGAAUCGAGAGAGAUGUCGGAGAAGUUGACGCGUAUCGCUAUAGUGAGUUCCGACAAGUGCAAGCCCAAAAAAUGUCGUCAGGAGUGCAAAAAGAGUUGUCCUGUUGUCAGAACAGGUAAACUUUGCAUUGAGGUGACUCCUUUGUCCAAGAUUGCUUUCAUCUCAGAGGAAUUGUGUAUUGGAUGUGGUAUCUGUGUGAAGAAAUGCCCAUUUGAAGCAAUCCAGAUUAUCAAUCUGCCUAAGGACUUGGAAAAGGAUACAACCCAUCGUUAUGGUCCUAACACCUUUAAGUUGCAUAGAUUACCUGUUCCAAGACCUGGACAAGUUCUUGGCUUGGUUGGAACUAAUGGCAUUGGAAAAUCGACUGCACUUAAAGUCUUGGCCGGGAAAUUGAAACCUAACUUGGGAAAAUUUAAGAGUCCUCCUGAUUGGCAGGAAAUUUUGACCAACUUUCGAGGAUCUGAGCUGCAAAAUUACUUUACCCGUAUACUUGAAGAUAAUUUGAAAGCAAUCAUCAAACCCCAGUAUGUUGAUCACAUUCCCAAAGCCGUGCAAGGCAAUGUCGGGCAAGUUCUUUCUCAGAAAGAUGAGAGAGAUAUAAAAGAAGAAAUUUGCUUUGAUCUUGAGUUGAAUCAGGUCAUGGACCGUAAUGUGGGUGAUUUAUCUGGUGGAGAGCUGCAGAGAUUUGCUAUAGCUGUUGUUGCUGUCCAGAAUGCAGAGAUCUAUAUGUUUGACGAGCCCUCUAGUUAUCUUGAUGUGCGACAGAGGCUCAAGGCUGCUCAAGUCAUCAGAUCCUUGCUUCGGCCUACUAGUUACGUGAUCGUUGUAGAGCAUGAUCUUAGUGUGCUUGAUUAUUUAUCGGACUUCAUCUGCUGCCUUUAUGGGAAACCGGGGGUAUAUGGGGUGGUAACCCUUCCAUUCUCCGUCAGAGAAGGAAUUAAUAUAUUUCUGGCUGGAUUUGUCCCAACUGAGAAUCUAAGAUUUCGGGAUGAAUCUCUUACAUUCAAAGUUGCGGAAACACCUCAAGAAAGUGCCGAGGAAAUUGAAACUUAUGCAAGAUAUCGUUAUCCUACCAUGACUAAAACUCAAGGCAAUUUCAAGCUUAAGGUCAUGGAGGGUGAGUUUACUGAUUCACAAAUAGUUGUGAUGCUCGGUGAAAAUGGGACGGGGAAGACAACAUUUAUACGUAUGCUGGCUGGUCUUUUGAAGCCUGAUUCAGUAGAAGGAUCUGAUAUUGAAAUACCUGAAUUCAAUGUGUCUUACAAGCCGCAGAAAAUCAGUCCUAAAUUUCAGCACACAGUUAGAAUGCUAUUGCAUCAAAAAAUCCGUGAUUCGUAUAUGCAUCCUCAGUUCGUGUCGGAUGUGAUGAAGCCUCUCUUAAUUGAGCAACUGAUGGAUCAAGAAGUUGUCAAUCUUUCUGGUGGUGAAUUGCAAAGAGUUGCCCUUACCCUCUGUCUUGGAAAGCCUGCGGACAUAUAUUUAAUAGACGAACCGAGUGCAUAUCUGGACUCGGAGCAGAGGAUUGUGGCCUCAAAAGUCAUAAAGAGAUUUAUACUUCAUGCAAAAAAGACUGCUUUCAUUGUCGAGCAUGAUUUCAUCAUGGCAACAUACCUUGCUGAUCGAGUGAUUGUUUACGAGGGGAAGCCAUCAAUUGAUUGUACAGCGAAUGCACCUCAAUCCCUUUUGACCGGAAUGAAUCUCUUCUUAUCUCAUCUGGAUAUCACAUUCAGAAGGGACCCCACGAAUUUCCGUCCGCGAAUCAACAAGCUGGACUCGACCAAGGAUCGGGAGCAGAAGAAUGCUGGAUCGUAUUAUUAUUUGGAUGACUAAACGUGACUAUCAUAAAUGCUACUCCUUGGUCAAUCGAAAGACGCUAAUACUACCCUUGCCUUAGUUGCAAUUUGUUAAUGAUGAAAAAAGUGUUUCGACUUGUUCGAGGGUUUUGAAUUUGGUGAAAUGUGGGAGUGGGUUUACAUGAUCGAGUAAUCACCUGCGGCAUAUCGAUUUUUUUUCUUUUUUUUUAGUAGCUAAGCUUGCUGGUUAGCUCCUCUCUGAAUUAUUUUAUUUUUCUUUCACCAGUUUUGACCAUUUAAGAUGAUGUUUUUUGGUUUUUUACUAUGAGCAUUUUAACCUUUUAGCAUUAUUUGGAACAAUUUGAUUUAUAUGAAUAUUUUUAUACAACUGUAUUUCA
Molecule: messenger RNA, 2313 nt
Organism: Erythranthe guttata (spotted monkey flower)
Lineage: Eukaryota; Viridiplantae; Streptophyta; Magnoliopsida; Lamiales; Phrymaceae
Gene: ABCE2
Product: RNAse l inhibitor protein 2
Molecular function (GO): ATP hydrolysis activity; ATP binding
Source: RefSeq, a predicted model, not a curated record